This is a messenger RNA of Coprinopsis cinerea okayama7#130, 2481 nucleotides long. RefSeq names its product other/FunK1 protein kinase. The coding region runs from base 1 to 2481 and encodes 826 amino acids. The record is from RefSeq and is a predicted model, not a curated record. The transcript has 7 exons. NCBI's taxonomy places the organism in Eukaryota, Fungi, Basidiomycota, Agaricomycetes, Agaricales, Psathyrellaceae.
AUGGCUCCACGAAGUCUUCCACCGCGGACGCCCAAGAAAUACAAGAAGAAACUGGCCCAUGCCAGAACCGUACCGAACCCGAAGGAUACACCACGGUCGCUCCCAUCGUUGGCCCCGCUUAUCGAAGCGCGCAGGCUUCGCGCCGAAAUUGGCGACUUGAUGAAUUCGGAAACUCUCGUCUGCACGCCCGACGAGUUCAUGGACUGCUACAUGCCACCCCGAGACCAAGAGAAGAUACAGAUAGUGUUGGACCUCUUACUCGACGCAGGAAUUCUUGUCCCUCGCAAUCCUAAUCUGCCGACCGCUACCGAGUCGACAAAGGGUGCAUACCGCUAUGUGUUUAAGGUCUUCCAGCAAAAGCCCUCUGAAGUGAAGAAGGGAGCGAAGAAGCGUCCCCAAGGAGAUGACGGCGAGAGCAGUGAGAGAACCGUGAAUGAGAUCCGGAUGUUCGACAAUCUAGGCGAGGUCGGCCAGGCGAUUCUCCAUGCCUUGAAGAAUGUCGAUGGGGUGAAAACCAACGGCUACCAGAUUCGCAUGUGCCCGCACAAGCCAGUCACAUCGACAAUCGAGGGAGAUGGCCACCAGAUAGAUGCUGCACUCACGAGGAAUCUCAACAAGAAGAUACCUCUGCUCGUGACUGACAUCAUAAUCCCGUUUGAAUUCAAACUGGAGCUUGUUAACAAAGAAGGGAACCGCCAGCAAUUGGUUUGCCAUGUGAACCACACCAUGAACGACGAUCCCCGUCGUCUAUGGGUCUUCGGGAUAACUAUUGAGGAUGACCAGGUCACUAUCUGGUAUUUCUCCCGUUCGCACUCGAUGAUGUCAACGUCCUUCAGCUUCCUUGAUCGCGCAGACUUACUCGUCGAGAUCCUGGUCUCGUUCUUCUGUGCAACGGACGAGCAGCUUGGCAUCGAUCCCAAUGUCAAGCUAGUCGGAAAGGACAAAUACGUCUACAGGUUCCCCGCCGAUUCCACCAACCCCAAACCUGCCUACUAUUACACUGUUGACUCCAUCGAGGAGUAUCGACCACUGAAACUGCGGUGUCGCGCAACUCGCCUUUGGAGGGUUACGCAAGUCGAAUCUUUUGACAAUUACAAUCGCAUUACCAACAAAGACUUUGUCCUCAAGGAAGUCUUCCUCAAUUCCGACGCUCCAUCCGAGAUGGAUAUCCAGCAGAAGCUUUUCGAGGACGUAAAGAAGUUUAGGGACGACAAGGGGUGGCGUCAGCGGGAGAUUCUAUCGGCCUUCAGUCCAGAGAGCAAGAGAACGCUUGGUGCUGCACUCAAAGACUUCAAGAAAUAUUUCUCCUGCGCCAUCCGCCAACACAGUGGCAAUCCUGGUCUCGAAGUAUCACCCAAAGCACGGGCCGUCUCUAACAUAUUCCCAGUCUACGUACCACCUCCAGAGCAGCCCCUCGGGAGCACGGUCAGGCGUAUGAGCGGAACUCAACCACCUGUCAAGAAAGGUGGUGCGAGGAAGGCGACCCAAAAGAAGCACACCGGAGCGAUGGGGUCCCCGCCCGACCCCAACGCACUCACUCCAAGACGCCCAUGCCGAGUUCUCUUCGAGAAUGUCUGCACCCCCCUUCACGAUAUACCAACCCUCGGAGAAGCCAUCGACGUUUUGAAGCAAUGUGUCAUUGCUCUUCAAAUAAUGUUCUGUGCCGGAUGGGUGCACCGGGACAUUAGCGCAGGAAACGUUCUCGCCCUCCGCCGUAAGCGAGGCGGGAAGUGGCAAGUCAAGUUAUCUGACCUCGAGUAUGCAAAGAGAUUCCCUUCGGAUGCACCAGCCAGCUCUCAGCCCAAGACAGGGACACCUUACUUUAUGCCAUGCGAAAUCCUAAUGCAACGUCUCUUCCGAAAGGUUGCCUACAACAGAGUAACAGACAUCAGCGACGAGCCUUCGACGAGCGUGGUACCUAGGCCAAGUGUUAUACAUGGCUAUCAGCACGACCUGGAGUCCGUCUGGUGGAUCAUCCUCUGGUUGAUUACCAUGCGAGUGGCGAUGAAAUUGCCCAGAACGUGGGGGAAAAAGAUCUUCUGUAACGAGCCGGACGCAAACAAUCGUAAGGUCGUUCUUGACCCCAGUGACCCAUUGCCAGAACAGCCGGACCUCGUUGAGGGCCUUCCGGAAAUUUUGAAAGGCUCGUCGUUCUUAACCGCCGUCGACAAUCUUCGCAGAAACAUCCUUGUUGAAUACAUGAAUCGCAAUGCAGACAACAAGCACAGCGACCUGACAUCGUAUUCGUGGAUUUCUGGAGAAGCGUUCAAGCUAUUCUUCAGUCACGUAUCGCUCAGCAGAAAGGAAUGGGAAGGGCUCGAAAUGAAGCAGAAAAUGGAUGAUCUUGAAGAUGACAUUUUGGAGGAUGAGUCGGAUUCGGACUCGGAUGAUUCUGCACCGCCAUCGCCCACGGCUAUGGCAAUCAAUAGCGGGAGUGGACCAAGACCGUCCAAGAAGGCUCGAGUGGAUAAAUUGAGAUAA